Messenger RNA from Leptinotarsa decemlineata (Colorado potato beetle), 1161 nucleotides. RefSeq lists its product as uncharacterized. The record is from RefSeq and is a predicted model, not a curated record. Gene Ontology annotation, molecular function: trehalose-phosphatase activity. Lineage: Eukaryota; Metazoa; Arthropoda; Insecta; Coleoptera; Chrysomelidae. Gene Ontology annotation, biological process: trehalose biosynthetic process.
UAACGUAUGAUUGUAAAACAAAAAUAAUUCGGUGAAAAUGGUAGAUGCGAUAAUGAUUAAGCUUAAUAUGACCUUUUCAACCGUUAUCAGUGAACUUACUUGAAUUAUGAUUCUGUCGAAAGGUCAUUUUAUAAAUUUCCAGUCACUUUAUUUAUGGUUUAAUAUAACAGAAUGUUGAAAGGAUUUGAUGAUUAUGAAGAAUAUUUGACUGAAUAUCUAAAUAAUUCUUCGAAAAUCGCACUACUACUUGACUAUGAUGGUACUCUUUCACCCAUAGUUGCUCAUCCGGACUUGGCCAAAAUUCCAUCAGAAACUAAAACUAUCUUACAUAGUCUUUCUCAAAGACCAGAAGUCUUCGUAGCUAUUAUCUCAGGAAGAUCAGUAUCCAAUGUGAAGAAUAUGGUUGGACUUAACUCCAUAACCUAUGCAGGAAAUCAUGGAAUGGAAGUAUUGUACCCUGAUGGUUCUACAUAUCGACACAAACUACCAGAAAAUUUUGAAGAUCAGGUGAAUCUCUUGAUUGCAAAACUAGAAAAAGAGGUAGUAAGGGAUGGAGCUUGGAUAGAAAAUAAAGGAAGUACUCUGACUUUCCAUUUCAGAGCAACUCCUGAAAAUUUAAGAGGCGAAAUUGAACAAACAGCUCAAAGAAUCAUAGAGGAAGCGAACUUCAAAGUAGGGAAAGCUCACUGUGCUUUGGAGGCGAGGCCAAAAGUAGAUUGGAAUAAAGGAAAAGUGGCCCUUUUGCUUCUGGAAAAGAAGUUCGGGGUGAAUUGGAAAAAUGAUGUAAAAGUUGUAUUUGCUGGUGAUGAUACAACAGAUGAAGACGCUAUGCGAGAACUCAAAGGUGCAGCUGCAACUUUCAGGAUUGCACCAGCAGUAAAUAUAAAUACUUUUGCUGAUAAGCUUCUAUCUUCUACAGGGGAAGUUGUAAAAAUAUUGAAAUUGGUUGAAAGACUAGUGAAAAAGUGAUUCAUUUUGCUAUGCACUGUAAUGAAAAUGAACGAUUCAUGUUUGUUGCUGUGUACAAUUAUGAAAAUAUUUUCAAAUUCACUCCACAUUAUAAAAAUCAGUUUUGAGAAUAGUAAUUUUACAUGUAUAUUUGUUCAUAGCCUAUGUUAUAUGAAAAUGUAAACAUCAUUAUAAGGUUUGUGGAAAAAGUUA